UUUCUGGCUGCUCAGUUACCCUCAGGACCGUUUAGUGACAUUAAAACUGUGUCAGACACUUUUUAGUUUGCAGAGUUCACAUCUGGAUCACACCUUGACCCGGUCUGUGCAGGAGCCAUGGACCCGCUGCUGUAUCUCGCCGUCCUGCUCGUCCUGUUCCUGCUGUGGAUCAGAGUCAAAGGUCUGGAUUACGUGAUCGUGCACCAGCGGUGGAUCUUCGUGGUUUUGUUCCUGCUGCCGCUCUCCGUCAUAUUCGACCUGUAUUACUAUGUUCGCGCGUGGCUCAUCUUCAAGAUGUGCUCCGCGCCAAAACUGCACGACCAGCGCGUGCGAGACAUCCAGAGACAGGUGCGGGAGUGGAGAAAGGACGGCAGUAAGACCUACAUGUGUACGGGUCGACCCGGCUGGCUCACUGUGUCGCUCCGAGUGGGAAAAUAUAAGAAAACACACAAGAACAUCAUGAUCAACAUGAUGGACAUCCUGCAGGUGGACACGGAGAGACAGGUGGUGAGAGUGGAGCCGCUGGCCAACAUGGGUCAGCUGACCGCUCUGCUCACGUCUCUGGGCUGGACGCUGCCGGUGCUGCCCGAGCUCGAUGACCUCACUGUGGGUGGCCUGGUGAUGGGGACGGGCAUCGAGUCAUCCUCUCACAUCUACGGCCUGUUUCAGCACAUCUGUGUGGCGUUCGAGCUCGUUCUUGCUGAUGGCAGCUUGGUGCGCUGCACUGAGGAGGAGAACCCGGACCUGUUCCACGCCGUGCCCUGGUCCUGUGGGACUCUGGGGUUCCUGGUUGCAGCUGAGAUUAAAAUCGUCCCGGCUAAACCCUGGGUGAGGCUGCGCUACGAGCCGGUCAGAGGGCUGGAGAACAUCUGCAAACGCUUCACCGAAGCCUCCGAAAACAAGCAGAACACGUUUGUGGAGGGUCUGCAGUACAGCAGGGACGCCGCCGUCAUCAUGACGGGAACCAUGACCGACCACGCUGAGCCCCAUAAGAUUAACAGGAUCGGCCUGCACUUUAAGCCCUGGUUCUUUAAACACGUGGAGGGAUAUUUGAGAGGAGACGCUGCUGGAGAGGAAUACAUCCCUCUGAGACAAUACUACCACAGACACACACGCAGCAUCUUCUGGGAGCUGCAGGACAUUAUUCCCUUUGGAAACAACCCGGUGUUCCGCUGGCUGUUCGGGUGGAUGGUUCCUCCCAAGAUCUCCCUGCUGAAGCUCACGCAGGGCGAGACCAUCAGACGGCUCUACGAGCAGCACCACGUGGUCCAGGACAUGCUGGUCCCCAUGAAGGACCUGCAGGCCGCCAUCACUCGAUUCCACGAGGACAUCGAGGUCUACCCUCUGUGGCUGUGUCCCUUCCUGCUGCCUGCAGGCAGAGGGAUGGUCCACCCCAAAGGUCAGGAAGAGGAGCUGUACGUGGACAUCGGAGCGUACGGAGAGCCCAGAGUCAAACACUUUGAAGCCAAAGCAUCGACGCGUCAGCUGGAGAAGUUUGUCCGAGACGUGCACGGGUUCCAGAUGUUGUAUGCAGACGUAUACAUGGACCGAGAGGAGUUCUGGGAGAUGUUUGACGGACAGUUGUAUCACCGGCUGAGAGAAGAGCUCGGCUGUAAGGACGCCUUCCCCGAGGUCUACGACAAGAUCUGUAAAUCUGCCCGACACUGACCCCCCGGGGCCUCGGCCCGCUGCUGGGGGUCGGGAUGUUCCAACAACCACAAAAAACUGUUUCACAUAUAUAUACAGCUCAGAAUUAUUUGGAAGUCAGCUUUGCACACACUCCUUCAAAAUGUAGUGUGUGUUAUUUUGUGUCUUACUGUGAAGCAGAAUCAGGUCCUGCAGUGCUUUUGAGUCAUGAAUGUAUAAUGUGGUGCUUUUUGAGAGCAAAUGUUUUAAAUUUUCCUUUUUUUUAUGUGUAUGUUCCAGCCUGUUUAACCACCUUAUCUUGUGUUUAUUUUGAAAAUCUCUGCACAACCUUUAUUAACAGGGCAGCCUUACCUACCAGUGCCAUACACCUUGAAAACAUUAACUUAUUGGUGUCAUACACAUGUUUUAAAAUAAAUAUAUUUUGUUAUAAAUAUAUCAAAAAAGGAGCCAAACAAACUGUCUUGUAACGUAAAGGCUGCUACCUAUUUUGAUAUAAAACAAACAUCUGAUCACCAGCAUUGUGUAAGCCAAUAAUAAUGAUCAUUUUUCUGCAGUUAAUAUCAUUCUGAUGCUUUUUAAAAUUAUUUUCUGAAGCUGUUGGGGGAAUACCACACUGCACUACAGGAUAAAGGGGAUUUAUCUGAAUAACAGCACAGUGCACAGCUAAUCUGUUUUGUUUUUUCUGUAUCCUUUAAAUUGGUGUUUACAAAUAAAUUCGUCAAGAAA
Molecule: messenger RNA, 2373 nt
Organism: Centropristis striata (black sea bass)
Lineage: Eukaryota; Metazoa; Chordata; Actinopteri; Perciformes; Serranidae
Gene: dhcr24
Product: 24-dehydrocholesterol reductase
Exons: 9
Coding region: 118-1668 (516 amino acids)
Biological process (GO): steroid metabolic process
Cellular component (GO): membrane; cytoplasm
Molecular function (GO): FAD binding; Delta24(24-1) sterol reductase activity
Source: RefSeq, a predicted model, not a curated record